AUGGAGCCAUCAGCCCGCGAGGGCUCCCCAGGGAGCAGAAACUUCAUUGAGGAAGCCGCUGAGUACCUCCAGCACACGCCGCCGGGGAGGGAAGAUCUGAAGCUGCUGCUGACGGAAGAUGGCGCCUGGGAGAACUUCGUGGCUGAGGCCCAGUUGUCCAGAGCGGAUGCCGAUACGUUGCGCGACGCUCUCAAUGCCCUCACAGAAAACAUGGCGGAGGAAGACCAAGGGAGGCUCCGGCGAGACCUGCAGGAUGUGGAGAGGUUUGUGGCUAAGUUCCCUCAGGUGAAGCUGGAGCUGGAGGAGCAGGUCAGGAAGCUGCGCGCCCUUGCAGACAAGAUUGACAAGGUGCACAGGGACUGCACCAUCUCCAAGGUGGUGGCCGGCUCCACCAGCACUGUGUCCGGAGUCCUGACCCUCCUUGGCCUCGCUCUGGUACCUGUGACAGCUGGGGCCAGUCUGGGGCUCUUGGCGAUGGGGAUGGGCCUGGGAGCAGCAGCGGCUGUGACGAGUGUCUCCACUGGUAUCGUGGACUACACAAAUGAGUCGUCGGCCAGAACGAGAGCCCGCCACCUGGUGUCAACCAGCAUGGACAGAGUGAAGCUGGUUGCUGAGGCCGUGGUCCAUUCAGGGCCCCAAGUCUACCAGUUGUCUGAGAAUUGCUACCGAGUCCUGCGAUGCCUUCAACAGAGCAUCUACGCCAUCAAGCUCGCCAAAGCCAACCCUGCCUUAGCAGCCAGUGCUAAGCGCCUCUUGACCAUGGGGCGCAUCUCUGCCCAAAGCAGAGAGCAGGUGAAGAAAGCCUUUAGGGGCACUGCUCUGGCAAUGAGCAGAAGAGCCUGGGUCAUGAAUAUAGCCACCACAGGUGUGUCCCUCACUGAGGAUGUGAUCAGCCUUGUGAAAGAAUCCAAGCGAUUGCACGAGGGGGCAAAAGUGGAGUCGGCUGAGGAGUUGAGGCAGCAGGCUCAGAAGCUGGAGGAGAAAUUGGAGGUGCUCGUCCAGAUCCAUGAUAGUUUGCAGUCAGGCUCAAAUCAGUAA
Peromyscus californicus insignis is the source of this 1038-nucleotide messenger RNA. Its product is annotated as apolipoprotein L2-like. Gene Ontology annotation, biological process: lipoprotein metabolic process; lipid transport. The record is from RefSeq and is a predicted model, not a curated record. Lineage: Eukaryota; Metazoa; Chordata; Mammalia; Rodentia; Cricetidae. Bases 1 to 1038 code for a protein of 345 amino acids. The transcript has 3 exons. Gene Ontology annotation, molecular function: lipid binding. Gene Ontology annotation, cellular component: membrane; extracellular region.